AUGAAGAUAUUCGAAGAUGGAGGUGAUCGGUGUCUUAAAAAAACGAUCAAGAUUAAAAAACGGCCACCACGAUGCCAUGAUGACAACGACGAUGAAGAUGAUGAUGGGGGGUGUGUUCAGGAGAAAAAGAAGCCGAGGAUGAAGAAGAUGAUGGAUAGGGCAAGGUGUCCGUCUCCCCAUGCAACGCCAGAGCUCCCUGUCAUCCUCAGGAAUCGGAUCAAGAUACGACAAAGUUUCCUCACACUUGAAGAGAACGAGAGGUUGAACUCAGGAGGAAACGGAAAAAAAUGUGUAGAUAUGGAAGUGAUGUUGAUUGAGCCCUCCCUUCAUCGGGAAACCAUCAGUCUGAGGAAGUGGAACAUGAAGAAAGCUUCUGGAAAUUCUACCUCAAUGUAUGUGUUGGUGACUAAUUGGAAAUCGGUUACGGAAAGGAAUAGCAUGAAGGAAGAUGAAACGGUGCAGCUUUGGUCUUUUCGAAUCAAGUCGAAGUUGGGUUUCGCUCUUGUAAAGAGAAGACUACAAGAUGAUCUUAGGAAUUGUUCAUUAAGGGGUACCCUGGAUAGCUGA
Molecule: messenger RNA, 567 nt
Organism: Vitis riparia (riverbank grape)
Lineage: Eukaryota; Viridiplantae; Streptophyta; Magnoliopsida; Vitales; Vitaceae
Product: B3 domain-containing protein At3g25182-like
Exons: 2
Coding region: 1-567 (188 amino acids)
Molecular function (GO): DNA binding
Source: RefSeq, a predicted model, not a curated record